Molecule: messenger RNA, 2330 nt
Organism: Sinocyclocheilus grahami
Lineage: Eukaryota; Metazoa; Chordata; Actinopteri; Cypriniformes; Cyprinidae
Gene: sars1
Product: seryl-tRNA synthetase 1
Exons: 11
Coding region: 74-1621 (515 amino acids)
Biological process (GO): seryl-tRNA aminoacylation
Molecular function (GO): ATP binding; serine-tRNA ligase activity
Source: RefSeq, a predicted model, not a curated record
GCCUCCCCUCCACAGUACACUUUCCGUAUUCUUCUUUCCUUCAUCCGCACUGCACGCGUCGUCCACAGGCAUCAUGGUGCUCGAUUUAGACCUGUUUCGCACCGACAAAGGCGGCGAUCCUGAAAUCGUGAGGGAAACGCAGAGGAAACGGUUCAAAGAUGUGUCUCUGGUGGAUAAACUGGUCGAGGCGGACACAGAAUGGAGGAAAUGCCGCUUCACUGCAGAUAAUCUAAACAAGGCCAAGAAUCUGUGCAGCAAAGCCAUCGGGGAAAAGAUGAAGAAAAAAGAGCCAGUUGGUGAUGAUGACACUCUUCCAGAAGAGGCUCAGAAUCUGGAAGCCCUCACUGGAGAAACAUUAUCACCCCUCACGGUGACUCAGAUAAAGAAGGUGCGGUUACUGGUGGACGAGGCGGUGCAGAAAACGGACAGUGAUCGGUUAAAGGUCGAGGCGGAGCGUUUUGAGUACCUGAGAGAGAUCGGCAACCUCCUGCAUCCCUCUGUGCCCAUCAGCAACGAUGAGGAUGCUGAUAAUAAGGUGGAACGCACCUGCGGCGACUGCACAGUGCAGAAGAAGUACUCUCACGUGGAUCUGGUUGUCAUGGUGGAUGGAUACGAAGGGGAAAAAGGAGCCAUCGUGGCUGGCAGCAGAGGAUACUUCCUCAAGGGCCCUUUAGUUUUUUUGGAACAGGCAUUAAUUAACUACGCACUGCGGAUCCUGUACAGCAAGAGCUACACCCUCCUGUACACACCCUUCUUCAUGAGGAAAGAAGUCAUGCAGGAGGUCGCUCAGCUCAGCCAGUUUGACGAGGAGCUCUACAAGGUGAUUGGGAAGGGGAGCGAGAAGUCUGACGACAAUACGGUGGACGAGAAGUAUUUGAUAGCCACAUCGGAGCAGCCAAUGGCAGCCUUCCUGAGAGACGAGUGGCUGAAGCCAGAAGACCUUCCCAUCCGCUAUGCCGGCAUCUCCACCUGCUUCAGACAGGAAGUGGGCUCUCAUGGCAGAGACACGCGUGGGAUUUUCAGGGUCCAUCAGUUUGAGAAGAUUGAGCAGUUUGUCUACGCCUCUCCUUAUGACGGCAAGUCCUGGGAGAUGUUUGAUGAGAUGAUUGGAACCGCUGAAGAGUUUUAUCAGUCAUUAGGAAUCCCCUACCGGAUCGUCAACAUUGUGUCAGGUGCUUUGAACCAUGCAGCUAGUAAAAAGCUGGAUUUAGAGGCUUGGUUCCCAGGCUCCCAGGCUUUUAGAGAGCUUGUGUCAUGCUCAAACUGCACAGACUACCAGGCUCGCCGCUUACGUAUUCGCUACGGGCAGACCAAGAAAAUGAUGGACAAGGCUGAGUUUGUGCACAUGCUAAAUGCCACCAUGUGUGCGACCACUCGUGUUAUCUGUGCUAUCCUGGAGAACUUUCAGACAGAGGAAGGCAUCAUUGUUCCAGAACCCCUCAAGGCAUUCAUGCCUCCAGGUUUAACAGAAAUGAUCAAGUUCGUGAAGCCAGCCCCUAUCGACCAGGAGGCAACCAAGAAGCACAAGAAACAGCAGGAAGGAGGGAAGAAGAAGAAACCGCAGGGUGGUAAUGCUGAUCUAGAGAACAAGGUGGAGAACAUGUCAGUCAAUGACUCCUAGACCCCCUUCAAUCCCAGCCAAUCAUAAUGGUUCUUUACAAGCCCUCUAUUUUGUGCACUCCAUUCACAAUCAUUGUCCACUGAAAGGUCACACUGUCAUGUCCUUGCUUCAGUUGACUUCUUCUGGGACAGUCCUACUAUGGCACCGUCAAUGGUGAUGAUGGUGUCGUGUUAAAUAAUCUUAUCUCAAGUCAGUUUCCUACAGAGAGGUCUUUGAAAUCUUCAAUUAAACAUGUAUAGUGUUGUGACAGACAUUUAGCCAAUAGAAGGAAAUGCCUUUAUGACACUGUAAUUACCUGAGGCAUUGUAUUAUAAUUCUGCUGUUGAAUUUAAGGGAACAUGCAUGGUUACAUUCUGCAUCAAGUGCCACAUUAGAGGUGGGAAUUUUGGAUAUUCUGAAUGGAAAUCGGUUCUGGAUAAUGGACAGACCUCUUUCAGUAUUCUCUCUUGCAGUUAAUAUUUGCGCUAUAAUUAAAGUGAAGGUAAUUAUUGAUUACUGUGCACUUACUAUUCACAUUGUCACAAAAGUUAAAGCAGUCAAAAAUGCAGCUUCCUCUCAUUCAAAUCUGUCUUUUCCUUCAUAGAAACAUUACUCCUUCUGAUUUGUCUGUAGAACAGGGAAUGUUAUUAUAUGUACAGUACUUGCUUAUGAUGCCUUGUGGAAGGAGUAUGAUGGCAUUUGAGAAUAAAUCAAUACCUGAAGGAGAACA